AUGGGCGAAGACAUCGAGAAGGAACACCUCGGCAACAACAGAGCCGGUGGAGAAAAAGCGAGUGAUGUGGACAGGUACCAGUUUCCGAGUGCAUUCCCAUCGCUGUUGACAGACUUCUUGGGAAAUGUCUCGGGACUUAUACUGCGAGAUGUGAAUAUCGGAGUGUCGGAUUUGCGCGGCAUGAUCUAUGAGAAAG
Molecule: messenger RNA, 196 nt
Organism: Sphaeroforma arctica JP610
Lineage: Eukaryota; Ichthyosporea; Ichthyophonida
Exons: 1
Source: RefSeq, a predicted model, not a curated record